Sphaeroforma arctica JP610 is the source of this 750-nucleotide messenger RNA. RefSeq lists its product as hypothetical. The annotation marks the transcript as partial. NCBI's taxonomy places the organism in Eukaryota, Ichthyosporea, Ichthyophonida. The record is from RefSeq and is a predicted model, not a curated record. The transcript has 3 exons.
GACAAUAUGCCAUAUAAUACACACUGCAGUAUUUCUUUAUAAAAUAAACAAUACUGUGAACAUAGAACACGGAUACCACACAAUUCCACUACGUACGUACGUAGCUCACUGAUACCACAAACAACUAAUACGCACGUACAGGGAAACUAUUCUAUAGCCUCCUGAACUAGAGUACUUCAAGAAAGGUCUAUAGACAUUUGUAAUAUAUACAUAUAUACCUUGAAACUCCAUCCCUCACACUUGUCAUAUUCAAAUACACGCAGACGAAGGAAGGCAGAUAUAUCUAUAGUAUGAGUGUUGAAGAUACAGCGCUAUUGCACCCCGAUGUGGUAGAAUUUAUGCGGAUUGGGAAGCCAUCACUUAUUGUGACGGACGUGGAUGGCACACUACUCAAUCCAGCACACGAGGUUACUGCUCGGACGUUAGAAGUGCUGAAGAAAGUGACAGGUGAUUUGCAAAUUCCAGUACUCUUUGCCACUGGGAAGACAUUCCCCUCCACUAUGCAUGUUAGGAAGGAGCUGGGUAUGCUGGAUGACCCUAGAUGCAUCGGCCUCAAUGUCAAUGGACUGGUGAUUCACGAUCACACCGGGAAGACAAUCCAAAGUACAACCAUAGAUGCGAGCAUAUCGACACAGAUCUUCCGUAUGGCUUGGGCGCGUGGGCAUGCGGUGGUCAUUUACUGUGACGAUCGCAUUCUCAGCCGAGACCACAACGCCUUUGUCGAUAUUCUGCCCCAUUAUGGAGAGCCAG